Molecule: messenger RNA, 1605 nt
Organism: Aphanomyces astaci
Lineage: Eukaryota; Oomycota; Saprolegniomycetes; Saprolegniales; Verrucalvaceae
Exons: 6
Coding region: 130-1581 (483 amino acids)
Source: RefSeq, a predicted model, not a curated record
UUCGUGUUUAUUUUGGUGUUUUUGUCUCUCUGCUUGCCAUAAUGUAUUUUUGGGUCGGCGGCGAUUGCGAUUCGGCUGGUGCGGCGACAGAUAAGACGCUCAAAAGAUACGCCCGCGCCGCCAUCACCGAUGGGCACGACGAACGAAGACAUGAAGAAUCUGAAACGGCCGCCAGCAUCUCCUAGACACUCCUCGAACCAAACGUCGCCGUCCAUACCCAUGACAGGCGGCUCCCCCAGUCCGCCCCGCAGAAGAAGCGUCGUCGUCGGAAGCGCCUCCCCGUUCCCAUCCGCAUCGUCCACACCAGCUAUGUCCAUCAAGACAUGGACGACUCAGGCACUCAAACGCUUCCACGGCAUGAGCACGUCGCCGCCCCGUCGUGACAGCUCGUCCAUGUCGCCGUCGUCGUCGCACAAUCGAGAUCGGUGCAUGGCGCUUGGCGAAUGCGAUCCUCGAUGCAUCGUGGACAACAUGCACUUCCAGGGCGGCGUCCAUCACACACAGAUGCUGUUUGCCGUGUUCAACGGCCGACCAUUGAGCCACUGCUGCUACGACAUGACGUUCACAUGGUUCCGCGCGCGCCAUGACGACGAGUUCGCGGUCAUCCCACAUGCGUCCAUGGACUGGUACCAGCCGACAGCCGAGGACAUUGGCGCGUCGCUUCUGCUGCAAGUCGAGAUCGACGACGCCGUGCUAGGGUGUAUAGAGCAUGGGCCGCUCGUCGCAGAUCCGUCCGUGCGGUCCCGCGUCGAAACCUUGCUUGCCGCUCACACGGCAUACUUUACGAACGUGCGUCGGACGCCAGUGUCCAUUUGCGGCGAUGGCGGCGGCAACAACGCCAUGGACAUGGCGUGGUCGCCCGAGGACACUUGGUCGUUACUUUUGGACGACAAGCGCGUCCGCCUAACAUGCGAGUCGGCGCUCCUCCCGCCGCUGGAAGCGCUGUACGCCCCGUCCGUCCAAGUUUCACUGGAUGCCCAUCAUGCCAAUGCAUUCGUGUUGGAGUUUGGCACUUGUGUGGAUGACACCAGACGAGCGGCGGCGCGCCUUGUCGUGGACUUGCAUGAUCAACGGGAUGUGCUGUUCCUUGUGUUCCGUGCCUUUUCGAGCCGCGCCGUGCACUCGUCGGCGUUGGCCGAUGCGAUUUCCAGCGGCCAGUCAUGCAUGUUGGCGUGCCGGACGCUGCCCGCGACCCUCCCGCCGCCGCCAUCCUCGUCUUCCUCAUCGACCGACUUUCAUUGGAGCCAUGGAGGAUACAUGUUGCCGUGGACGGCGUGGUCCACUGCUGGCCGGCCAAACCCCUCGGUUGCGACGACUAUUCAUGAUGAUGACGAGGAGGAGGAUGUGUUGAACUCGAUGCUGCUGCAUGAUGUGGACGCCCUCUUGCUGCUCACGCACGAGUUUUGCACCGAGGUAGUGCCGACGUCCCCCGAGAGUUGCAACUUGUCGGCACCCGCCGCUAGGGACGAAGAAGAAGAAGGCACGUCGAUGCAGUCGGCUCUCGAGUCGAUCAAGGCGGAGCGACGCGCCCUGGAGCGGCAACUGGAACACCUUCGCCAUCAUCACCAAAGUCCCGUUUAAUUUAAUAUAUACGACCAAACACGA